Sinocyclocheilus rhinocerous is the source of this 2466-nucleotide messenger RNA. Its product is annotated as E3 ubiquitin/ISG15 ligase TRIM25-like. The transcript is spliced from 8 exons. Gene Ontology annotation, molecular function: zinc ion binding. The record is from RefSeq and is a predicted model, not a curated record. NCBI's taxonomy places the organism in Eukaryota, Metazoa, Chordata, Actinopteri, Cypriniformes, Cyprinidae. The coding region runs from base 43 to 2466 and encodes 807 amino acids.
UUGAGCUGUUGUGUGUUUGUGUCUCUGUAUUCAUGCAGUAAAAUGGCAGAAGCCAGAUUUUCUCAGGAUGAGUUCUUGUGUCCAGUGUGUCUGGAUCUCCUGAAGGAUCCAGUGGCUAUUCCCUGUGGACACAGUUACUGUAAGAGCUGUAUUACAGACUGCUGGGAUCAGGAGGAUCAGAAGAGAGUCUACAGCUGCCCUCAGUGCAGACAGACCUUCAGUCCAAGACCUGCUUUAGCUAGAAACACCAUGCUGGCUGAAGUGGUGGAGAAACUGAAGAAGACCAAACUUCCUGCUGACUGUUACGCUGGAGCUGGAGAUGUGCAGUGUGACGUCUGUACUGGAAGAAAAUACAAAGCCGUCAAGUCCUGUCUGGUGUGUCUGGAGUCUUACUGUCAAACUCAUUUUGAGCGGCAUGAGGAGUUUCAUUCACGUAAGCCACACAAAGUGACUGAAGCCACUGGACGACUGCAGGAGAUGAUCUGCCAGAAACAUGAGAAGCUCCUUGAGGUUUUCUGUCGCACUGAUCAGAAAUGUAUAUGUGUGCUGUGUACGGUUAUUGAACAUAAAAACCAUGACAUUGUAUCAGCUGCAGAACAGAGCACAGAGAAACAGAAUCAGCUGAAGGAGACGCAGAAGACGUUCCAGCAGAGAAUCCAGCAGAGAGAGAAAGAUCUUCAGCAGCUGAGAGAGGCUGUGGAGUCUCAUAAGCGCUCUGCACAGACAGCAGUGGAGGACAGUGAGAGGAUCUUUACUGAGCUCAUCCGCUCCAUUGAGAGAAGCCGCUCUGAGCUGAUACGGCUGAUCAGAGAUCAGGAGAAGACUGCAGUGAGUCGAGCUGAAGGACGACUGGAGCGACUGGAGCAGGAGAUCAAUGAUCUGAGGAGGAGAGACGCUGAGCUGGAGCAGCUUUCACACACACAGGAUCACAUCCAGUUCCUGCAGAGUUUCCAGUCUCUCUCAGCACCUCCUGAAUCUACAGACGUAAAUGACGAUUCCUUUAGUUUUCUCUUUUUUGAUGGCCUGAGAGAAUCUGUUCAUGAGCUGAGAGAUAAACUGGAGGAUUUCUGCAAAAAGGAGCUCAAGAAGAUCUCAGAUAGAGUUGCUACUACAGGUCCCUCUGUGUACUACAACCAGUCUUCAGCAGAUUAUUCACAUCCUCUACAUACUGCUACAAAAAUUACACCAACAAAGGGCCCUGUAAAGGGGAUGAAUCGUCUUCCUCCACAGCAGCAUAUGUAUGCCUACCAACAAUCAACACACACCCCACCUCGCCAGUCACCAGCAGUCCCAUUUGGCACUGGAUUUGGUGCUCAGUUUACCAAGAAUGAGGGUCCGUGGGACUGUGACUCCUGCCUAGUGAGGAAUGAAGCCUCAGCAACUGAAUGUGUUGUUUGCAAAGCCCCCUGCAGCAUUGAAAAAAGUAAUGCAGCAUCACAAGGUGGGUUAGCUGCCAUGUUUGGUAAAAAAGAUGGACAGUGGGAUUGUGACACUUGCCUGAUAAGAAACAAAGGUUCAUCAAACCAUUGUGUUUCAUGUCAGACAGCAAACCCAAAUUUUAAAAACAAGACCUUUGCUGCACCGUCAAGUUCCUCUUUUACCUUUAGUUUAGGAAGUUCUAGCAGACAACCUGCUGCGACAGGAUUUAAAGCCAAUUUCAGUCCAGGCCCUGCUUUUCAGUUCGACACAUGUAAGGAUAAAGCAUCCUCAGAAGGCUUAAAGUUUGAGUCCUCUACAACGAAGGCUGAAAAGUCAUCAAGCAGGUUGUCAUUUUCCAUGUCAGCAGCGCCUGUUGGUGGAUUUAAGUUUGGCAUUGCAGAAGCUGUGGCAAAACCAUCAGACAGACAGUCACAAAAUGGAUCUGCAUCUGACCUCAAAAAUAUUGCAGAGCUUCACAAAGAGAAAGAAAAAGAGGCAGCCCCAAGUUCCUCAGAUCAGUCUGUAGACGCUGAUAGUCAAGAUAAUAAUCCCCUCAUUACUGGUAAACCUAACACCUGUAGUUAUGCUGACUUGACGAAGUCACAAGGUAGUUUUCAGUUUGGCCAGAAUGAUCCCGCUUUCAAAGGCUUUGCAGAGGCUGGCAAGCAGCGCUUUACAGAGUUUCAUUCCAGCUCCAAGGCCGACACCUCAGUCGAUCAAGAUGAUGAAAUGUACAAAACCGAGGAGAAUGAUGAUAUUCAGUUUGAGCCCAUUGUUCCUAAAAUGGUUAGGACAUCUGGAGCAAAGCUUGGUGCUCAAAGCACCAAGACUAUGGUCCCUCCUCCUAAGUUAGUCUUUAGGUCAGACUCUGUGCAGAAGAUCUUUGGAAGCCCUUCACCAUCAAAAGAAAAAUCUCCUGUUAUAAUUCCCAGUUCAAAAGAUGAUGAAGCGGGUGCCUCAAGACUGAAAACCUCUGGACAGGCAGUGACCAGCCAGUCAUCAGUUGGGACUCCUCUCAGCAUAACAACAAGAACUGAUAUCAUUUAA